Molecule: messenger RNA, 1909 nt
Organism: Cheilinus undulatus (humphead wrasse)
Lineage: Eukaryota; Metazoa; Chordata; Actinopteri; Labriformes; Labridae
Gene: atp6v1h
Product: ATPase H+ transporting V1 subunit H
Exons: 14
Coding region: 151-1605 (484 amino acids)
Biological process (GO): proton transmembrane transport
Cellular component (GO): vacuolar proton-transporting V-type ATPase, V1 domain; lysosomal membrane
Molecular function (GO): proton-transporting ATPase activity, rotational mechanism
Source: RefSeq, a predicted model, not a curated record
UGCCUUGUGCAGCAGCCUUGUGUUCAUGUGACUGUCACAUGAUAGAGCGUGACGCUGUGUUGUAGUCAGUCAGCUGUUUGCACAGGAUACUAACUGACUGGGUGGAGUUGAAAAACAUCUGUACAUAAACUGCAAUAGAUAUUUAACAAGAUGGAUAUCCGCGGGGCUGUGGAUGCUGCAGUCCCCACCAACAUCAUAGCUGCAAAGGCAGCUGAGGUGCGGGCCAAUCUAGUCAACUGGCAGUCCUACCUGCAGAGUCAAAUGAUCUCUGCAGAGGACUGUGAAUUCAUCAAGAAGUUUGAGGUGGCCAACUCUGAGGAGAAACAGGUCAUCCUGACCAAUGAAGGACAUCAGUGUGCAAAGACCUUUCUAAACCUGAUGGCACACAUCUCUAAGGAGCAGACGGUUCAGUACAUCCUGACUCUGAUUGAUGAUACUCUGCAGGAGAACCAUCAGAGGGUGAACAUCUUCUUUGAUUUUGCCAAAAAGACAAAGAACACCGCCUGGUCCUACUUCCUCCCAAUGCUGAAUCGUCAGGAUCUUUUUACCGUCCACAUGGCAGCGAGGAUCAUCGCUAAGCUGGCUGCCUGGGGCCGUGAUCUGAUGGAAGGAAGUGAUUUGAACUACUACUUCAAUUGGAUUAAAAGUCAGCUUAGUUCACAGAACCUACAUGGUACAGGUCCAGAAUCAGUCACAGGAGCAGGAACUAUUUCCCCCAGUGAAAGCUCGCAGUAUGUCCAGUGUGUUGCUGGGUGCCUUCAGCUGAUGUUAAGGGUCAAUGAGUAUAGGUUUGCCUGGGUGGAGGCUGAUGGGGUCAACUGUAUCACGGCUGUGCUCAGCAACAAGUGUGGCUUCCAGCUCCAGUACCAGAUGAUCUUCUGUGUUUGGCUCCUGGCCUUCAGUCCUCAGCUCUGUGAGCAGCUGAGACGCUACAAUGUAGUGCCUGCUCUGUCCGACAUCCUGCAGGAGUCUGUCAAAGAGAAGGUCACUCGUAUUAUUCUGGCUGCCUUCAGGAAUCUCCUGGAGAAGUCGGCUGAGAGAGAGACUCGUCAGGAAUAUGCUCUGGCCAUGAUUCAGUGCAAGGUGCUGAAACAACUUGAGAACUUGGAGCAGCAGAAGUAUGACGAUGAGGACAUUACAGAGGACAUUAAGUUCCUGCUGGAGAGGCUGGGAGAGAGUGUGCAAGAUCUCAGCUCAUUCGACGAGUACAGCUCCGAACUCAAGUCUGGUCGUCUGGAAUGGAGCCCUGUGCACAAAUCAGAGAAGUUUUGGCGUGAGAACGCUGUCCGUCUGAACGAGAAGAACUACGAGCUCCUCAAGAUUUUGACAAGGCUGUUGGAGGUGUCUGAUGAUCCUCAAGUCAUUGCAGUGGCAGCUCAUGACAUCGGGGAGUAUGUUCGUCAUUACCCACGUGGCAAACGGGUGAUCGAGCAGCUGGGUGGAAAACAGCUUGUGAUGAAUCAUAUGCACCACGAAGACCAGCUUGUUCGCUACAACGCCCUGCUGGCUGUGCAGAAGUUAAUGGUCCACAACUGGGAGUACCUGGGGAGGCAGCUCCAGUCCACCGAUCAGCAGCAGGCUCCGGCUGUGGCAGCUCGGAGCUGAACUGUUACCAUGUUUGUGUGUCACUGUGUGGAUGAGUGUGUACCGUCUGUAUAUUGGUCUUCACCAUUUUAAUAAUCAGAUAUUCAUUUUGUGUAAUGACUUGAAGCUGGAACAGUGUAGUUUACCUCUUCUCCACGAUGAUCCUAAAUGUGUUUUGAUUUGACCGUGGUGCUUCGUGUCGUGCCCUCUGCUCAGUGAUGUGUGGUGAUUGAAGUCGCACUUUAUGUCUGUGAUAAUGUACAAAAUAUUGCAAGUUAUUUAAGUCUGAACUGUAUGUACCUAAUAAAUAUGCUUCUCUGCUGGG